AGGGAAAACCGGUGGCGGACCUGCUCCUUCCUCUGUGAAUACCUGAUAUCGGUCAAAAGGUAAUACUGCGUCUACACUUUUACAUUAAUAAUGCAAGUUGUUAUUUGUAUUGAACAUGAAUCAAUAACAUUAUUUAAUAGGUUAACCGAAAGGGGCACUGAUUGUCUGAGACAAAACAAGUAUCAUAAUUAAUAUCAUAAAUAAUGAUAAAUAAAUAUAUUGACAUUUAUGAAUUUCAGGUUGUUGCUAUAAUAGGUAAAACGUCAGUCGAAGGAAUCGAGGGUGUUUUAGACACAGACGAUGUGAAUGGGAUGGAUCUGUUCAUGGUAGAAGAGUUGUGGCUCUCUCCUCCGAUGACUUCCGAGUCCGAGCGAGCUGUUGUUCCCAGCCAUGUGCCUUCACAAUCUCCUGGCCCAUCCCAUGCUUUGCCUGGGGGUCCUGCUGCCACUCUUACUCUGCCAAAGUCUCCAAGUGACGGAGAGCAUCUACAAAUGAAAAAGAAAAAAUGUGCCGUGAAGCGGAAGAGGACAAUGGAGGGUGUUUAUGACCUGCAAUGCCAAGUUUUAGAACGGGAGAUGGAGAAGAACAAACUGGAGAUGGAGAAAACUAAGCUCCAGAUUGAUCUACUAAGAUCACUUAAUGCGGGGGUUGCACCUGGAGGACGGAGUGCCCUAGCGGAACUAUUCUCUUCUUUGAGUCGUUGA
This is a messenger RNA of Magallana angulata, 704 nucleotides long. RefSeq lists its product as uncharacterized. Lineage: Eukaryota; Metazoa; Mollusca; Bivalvia; Ostreida; Ostreidae. Bases 204 to 704 code for a protein of 166 amino acids. The record is from RefSeq and is a predicted model, not a curated record. The transcript is spliced from 3 exons.